AUGCCGUCCAAGCCAACAGCAAAAUGGCUCUGCCAUUGGUGCCUUCUCAUGCUGAGCGCCAGCGGACUAGCACAGCCUAUCGACAAUAUACAUGGAACUGAUGACACGAGCUCUUCACAGCCAAAUAUAUUCCAACGGCAAAAGACGAUAGUUCAAGCCAAGAGAAGAAUAGUGCUGGAGGAGCCUUGCACGGCAAUGAUUAGGGAUAUAAUGGCAACUGCAGAUCGGGCAGACUUGCAAUGUGCGACGCCAUCGGGGAUGCUAUAUACGAUACCUCAAGUCGACAAAACAUGGAUUGAAGAGAAGCAACUGAAUCAUGAACUCAUUAGUGGUGUUAGCCAAAUCGAUCUCCCCCCCAAAACACUAAUCGACGUGGAAACACAGACGCUAGUACUGUAUUCCGAACCAAUCUUACGAAACCCUACGUCUCGUGACUCCAUUAGAGGUCCGCGGAAACUGGCAACUGCUGACAAAGCCAAAGGAACAAAAACAGUUCUAGUGGUUCGUGUGGAAGCUACUGAUACUUCAACUUCACUGUCCGAGGCAGAGCUUGCAAGUGAUGUAUUCGGGGACGCGGGCGAUCCUAACAAUCUCCGAUCCCAGUAUCUUGCAUGCUCGUAUGACAAGUUUGAACUGACCAAAGCUUGGGGCAGAAGGGGGGUAUCUACGAACAUCGUGAACGGAAUAACUACCGUUCAGGUUCCUCUGUCCAAGUCAGCAGGCGAGGCUGCGAUACUGAAUGCCAUCAACUCGGAAAUGACAACCCAAUUCUCAACAAGAGUCUCGGAUCUAGCAGACUUUGUGAUGUUUUGUCUUCCUCCAGGCGUCAUGCAUCCAGAUGACAUUGCAUAUGCUCACAUGAAUGGAUAUCGAUCUGUCUACAAUGAUGUUGCAUGUCAGCAAGUUAGUACUCAACUUCAUGAGAUUGGCCACAAUCUGAACUUGAACCACAGCGGACGAGGGAAUUCUGAGUACGGAGACAAGAGCUGCAUGAUGGGCUUCUCAUACGACAAGGACGAUAUUCCAUACAUGUGUUUCAACGCCGCAAAGAGCUGGCAACUUGGAUGGUAUAGCGACAAAGCUUUUGCCGUGAAGCCUACACCUAGCGACAAGCAUGACUUUACAGUUGAGUUGAAUGGUAUUGUAGACUAUGGAGUCACAAACAAGCACGUUCUUAUCAAGAUUGAGCAGGAGCAAUCUACCUGGGCGUACUUUAUUAAUUACAAUCUUGCCAAGGGUAUGAAUAGGAGUACUCAACUGGGAAAAGACAGAGUGCUUGUAACGUUGAAAGACACCAGCGAUGAGGGAAACACCUCCAAUCUUAUCGCCGAAUUGAAGCUGGAUCAGAAGCUCACGAUCCGCAACUUCAAUGGAAGAGCUGGAGAAGAAUUGUCUGUUGAAUGGAAAUCAAUCACGAAUGAUGUAGCCAUAAUCUUCAUCGGAUUGACUGCACCGUCCAUUACGCAGUCACCCACCACCACCCCUUCAACCAGCCCUACUCUGGAACCUUCUCUGCUACUGUCACAAGCACCUUCAACUGCUCCCUCUCUCAGUCCUACUCUGGAACAUUCUCUGCUGCCAUCACAAACACCUUCGACUGCGCGCUCUCUCAGUCCAAGCCUGGAACCAACUCUUUUGCCUUCAAAAGCACCUUCAAUUUCGCCCUCUCUUAGCCCAAGCCUGGAACCAACUCUUUUGCCUUCACAGACGCCUUCCCUGUCACCAUCAAUUGAUCCCAGCAUGGAACCCUCCCCUGUGCCUUCAUUGUUGCCAUCAUUCAUGCCAUCUGAUCUUCCAAGCACGGUGCCAUCUCAAAAGCCUUCCUUGCUGCCAACAGAGGUAGACUCGACAGCACCGACACUGUCAGAAGAGCCAAGUGUUUCGAGUGCCCCAUCCCCUGCCCCAUCGCACUCGGACGAACCAACCGUCUCUGCAGUUCCAAGCCAGACGCCCUCCAUUUCCCCCUCUUCCACACCUACCAAGACACCAUCCACCGCCCCCUCACUCAAGCCAUCACAGAGUCCGAGUCUGGGUCCAUCUCAAAGCCCUUCAAGGGUCCCAAGUUUAGAUCCAUCUCAAAGCCCUUCAAUGUUUCCCAGCUUGGAUCCAUCAUUAAGCCCGUCGCAUAGUCCCAGCUUGGACCCGUCUCCAAGUCCAUCGCAGGGUCCCAGUCUGGAUCCAUCUCAAAGCCCUUCAAAUGUUCCCACCCUCAAACCUUCGCAACACCCAUUUCAAGGUCCAUCUCCCUCCUCCGUGCCCUCGACAAGACCACUAUUGAGCGAAACUGGUAGUCCCACCGUCAACCCAACUCAAGCUACUUCCGAGGUGCCUUCAUCUUCUCCAACCUUCAUUGCGUUGGAGCUGCAAACUACAAUGAAGCUACAAAUCCCAGGGGGCAUUCACUCCAGCACGAUUCUACAAAUGUGUGACGAAGUGGAAUCGCAUUUGGAUGCGAACAUGAAAUUGAUAUAUGGACCUGAGGUACAGACUUCUGUGGAGUGUCGCCCCGACGACCCAGAGCCGCAAGCCGCGAUCGACGGAAGCAACCGAAACGACCGGAGUGAAAACAUCUUCGACCAUAUUGGUGGGCCUGACAUCUUUGAUUUUGGUGGACUUGGGGGUGAUGGUGGUGACAGUGACGUGGAUGGUGAAGUUGGACGUUCAAUGACGGUCAAUGUUGUAGCGACAACUUUCUUCCCACAGAGGUCUGUUGCUCCUUUCCAAGCAGAUUUCGACACUUACAUCUUCAACAGUAUUGCCACCGAUAAAUUGAAUGUCCUUCCUCAAGGAUUCAAGAUGGAGUCAGACGAUUCGACAUACCCUCCAGUACUUCGUUUGGCAAUCUCGACAGGAACACAGGCAUCGAUGAGUCUUGGAUGUAUAAUCUGCUCAUCUCUCACUUUGCUAAUCCUUCUUGUAAAUUAA
Cylindrotheca closterium is the source of this 2925-nucleotide messenger RNA. The record is from the annotation of a GenBank genome assembly. Lineage: Eukaryota; Bacillariophyta; Bacillariophyceae; Bacillariales; Bacillariaceae.